Molecule: messenger RNA, 3234 nt
Organism: Diversispora eburnea
Lineage: Eukaryota; Fungi; Glomeromycota; Glomeromycetes; Diversisporales; Diversisporaceae
Source: the annotation of a GenBank genome assembly
AUGGAGAACCCCGAGAUAAAAAAAUCUCACGCUUCCAGACCUCAAGAAUGGAAGUCACUUCAAGAUGUCGUCGCUUCCGUAAAUUGUGAAUCCCGCGACAAACUGGUCUCCUUUAUUCACGGAAAAGCUUCGUUAGAUACGACUGAGGGCGAUCGUAGAAAGCCUUUUAUGUUAAACUUUCUAGUUCCACAAAGACAACAAUUUCUUAAACUUAAGUCACUUGUCAAUUGGUCUGAGAAUGCGGAUGUUAUUCCAGUUCAAAAUCAACAACUGAAGAUUAAUCAAGUAUUAUAUUCGCUUAUAGAUUUCAAUUAUGGUGUAAUACCGAAAACAAGUAUUCGCUGCCCGGAUAUAACGACCUCAAUUGAUGUACUUACAACAGGUCGAUAUCAAAAGUUUCCCAAAAUAAUUGAGGAAACUCUAGCACCAAAGAUAGUGUCCGAUAAAGAAGUGAAGGAAGCAUUAAAGAAAAUAAAUACAGAUAUUGAAUUACGAAUUUUAACCGAAGAAGUGCUCCCACCUGCCAUGAAAAAUUAUCAUGUGGCAGAUGGGCGCAUAACGUUCAAAGUCAAUAAAGAAUUUGAGGUUGUUUUGACACCAAAUGUCGCGGAAGAAAAUGUUUAUUGGUACAUAUUGGACCUCAAAUUCUUAAUUCAAUCUGAACAUGAUAAACUCUCUAGUGAUAUUGAUUUAUUUUUACAUGAAUAUCAAAUCGAGCAUAUUAAAUAUACUGUGCAACAACUUCUUUAUCGGCCUCAACCUAAUCAAUUACUCGUUCAGCAAUCAGCAAAUAAUCAAAUGCAAGGAAAGGAAUCGAUUUCUACGAAGAUUCCUAAACAUCUGCCUUUAUUGAAAUUGUACGAUUAUUUACAUACAUUAUGUUUAGACACCCAACUUGAAAUUCUAUAUUAUCAGGCCUAUCGUCUACAUAGAACACGUUGGGCAGAUAAUUUGGUUGUUAAUAUGGAUCAAACACAUACAACUCUAAAAGUUUUCUAUUGGAGUUUGAUAAAACAUGAACAAAGGCAACAAUCCCGUCGAGUUCCACCAUCUAAACCUCAGCAACCUAUAAAUGAAGAUGUUCUCGAAAUAACAAUUACCGAGGAUAUACCGAAAAAGUCCUUGAUACAUUCUUCACGGAGUAAAUUAAUGAAUUCAAAUAGAGCAAAUUGGUUAUCUGAUACUUCAAAAAUCAAAUUAGGUGUUCUUAAUGAUGGGAAAGGAUUAAAUUGCCCUCGUAAAUUUUUACAAGCUCGUUGGAGUGGUUUAACAGCCAAUAACUGGAUAGUUUUAGAUUGGGAAUUUGAUCCUACAAAAUUAAAUAUUGAACACGUCUUGUUAUCUAUAACGCAACAACACGCUGAUGCUGUAAUACGUAAUCUCAAAAAGUCACUUUCUGUAGGUUUUUCAGAAAAAGAUGUAGAAAUAAUAGAUGGGGAUCAAGAAUUUCCGGAAGAUUUCUUAAAUGACGAAUCCCCAAUAUCCGAUAAAAUAGCAAAGAAAUAUUUGAAAAUAAUUAAAUUGCGUGUAUGGCUUACAUUGACUAGAUGGGUAGAUAUAAGUGUAGAUAUUCGAAGUGGUAGAAUUGUUAUAGAAGAAAAUCAAAAAUGUAUAGAUGAAGAUAGAAUAAAAAUGUGCGAAGAAAAACUUAGUUAUGCAUCCAACAGUACAACUGCUGCUGAAACCAUUUAUAUGUUAAAACGGAUAGCUAUGAUGGAUCAAAUCGAAAAGUCAGCUUCAUUCUUAAAAUUUGAUAUUCAUCAUGGAGUAAUAUUACGUAAAGAUGAUUACUCUCGACUGGGUACAACCCAAUUAUUAUUCCUUCGAUUCCCCCAAUAUAAAAAUUACUUUAUUAUCUGUGGAAUGAUAGAACAAGGUUUACGUUAUUGGUUGGUUCUCUUAAGCCGAGAGCCCCCAAUUGAUAGACCUAUUUUUGAUAGAUAUGUGAGAGAUCCUACCCAUCGAUUAUUGUCCAUUCAACUAGUUAAUAUCGAAGAUUUACAGCUGUUAAAUCAUAAUGUGUCUCAGAUUAAUCUAGAACAUUUCGAUUUAAAUAAUAAAAUAAAUCGUGAAUUAUCCGAUAAAAAUAAAAUGAAUAGGAAAGAAAGUGAAAACGUCGGACUUAAAGAACGUAGGAGGACUAGUAGUAUUUCAGGAAAACGUAAUUUUAAUGAAGUUGAUAACAAUACAGGAGAAAUGGAUCUACCGCGGAAAAGAAAAGUCACACAUUUAGUUGCAGGUGCUCGUAUAUCCUAUCGUAAGGUCGAAGAACAACUUCGAUCACGCAAAUUAUCGUUUUCUCCCGUUCAACCAAAAAGUUCUAUGGAAUUUCUUGAUUCAAAUACUCCAAUAUCAUUGAAUUCUUCUAUUCCCGUGUGGAAGUUAAAUAAGAAACAAUUAUUAUCUAGACUUCCCAUGGCAAUAGAUAAGACUAUAUACAUUUUCGGUGAACUUUAUCUUCGUUAUGUUGGUACGCGUAUGAUAGACUCAUCAGUAUCUUCAAUCUUAAUUUCUACAUGCCUUAAACUUAACAGUCUACCAACAAUAAGUAAUAUUGUUUCAAUAAAUCAUAUCCAUUAUGAUCCAGCCUCACAGGUGAUUUCAUUUAAUUACAAGGUCGAUGAUUCAAUUAUCGAAAAUUUCUUAAACGAUUGGAAUAAUAUUGUAAUGAUAUGUCAAGCUGCUUCUCAAGUGAACAUUCAAAAAUGGGAAGCAAACCCAAUGGUUAAAUUAGUUCCUUUUGAUUUUGAGAAAAUAAAAAUAUAUUAUUCAAAGGAAAUGUUUUAUGAGGAUCAUAAUUUUGAUGUUUUGAUUUCGACGUUAAUUUAUACUGCACCAUUGUUUUCGAUAAUAGAUGAAUUAGAACUAAACAAUAAAACACUUGUGGGAGGAUAUUUUCUAAAUGUAAUACCUCGAUCCUUCAAAAAUAUUCGAUUAAUUUAUUCACCAAGGAUAACACCAUUUUCAGAAUCGGAAAAAUCCCCAAGAUAUGGAAUAGAUGUUACUAUUCGCGAAGACGAUCAUAUAGAUUUGACCGAUGCUUCAUCUCGUGUAACAAAAUUACAAUCAAUUCCAUUAUGGGAAAAACUUUCUGAUUCAAUAGGGAAUAAUAAUGAUAUAAAAUCAAUUCCCUUGAUGCGUUACGUUUCAUUAACUGUGGGAUAUAUUAUUCCCAUUAAUGAAUGUCAAAAUAUUUUCAAAUGGUUAGACAACCAUAUUCGAAAUAAUGUAUAA